UGAGGAGGGUGUCGCUUGUGCUAAAAUUCGACUGUCUGAUUUUUUUACGGAUUUUCUGCGUCUGCAUUUUUGGGGAAGGCUUACCGCUAUGGCUUAUUGUAGGCAUGUGGACUGUGUCCGGAAGGCGCUUUUCUACAAGCCUUUACGUCUGAGGGGGAAAUUUAGCUAAGUCCUCAUAGCUGUCUCAACUGUUGACAAGAAUCUUUAAGGGGUGAAGCUGAGCCCAGAGCUACAUAUACAGUUUAUCUUAUCAAAAUGUAUGGACAUAAAACAAUCUGAAGGAAGUCAAGACCACAGAACUUACUGACAAAAGUACAUGGUACUGUUUAUAACAAGAACGAGAGUAUUUGGAGAAAGAGCUUUUUCUACUACGUCAUGAUGGAAGCAGAAGAACACCAGCAACCAUGGAAGACAGCUUUUUAUUCAGAAUUACCUAAAGUGGAACUUCAUGCCCACUUGAAUGGAUCCAUUAGUUCUAAUACCAUGAAGAAAUUGAUAGCCAAGAAGCCAGAUCUUAAAAUCCACGAUCAGAUGACUAUGAUUGACAAGGGAAAGAAAAGAACUUUAGAAGAAUGUUUCCAGAUAUUUCAAAUUAUUCACCAGCUUACUACUAGCCCUGAAGAUAUUCUAAUGGUCACAAAAGAUGUCAUUAAAGAAUUUGCAAAUGAUGGUGUCAAGUACCUGGAACUAAGGAGCACACCCCGAAGAGAAGAUGCUACAGGAAUGACUAAAAAGACUUAUGUGGAAUCUGUACUUGAGGGUAUUAAACAGUCCAAACAAGAAAACAUAGACAUUGAUGUUAGGUAUUUGAUAGCAAUCGACAGAAGAGGUGGCCCUUCAGUGGCCAAGGAGACUGUUAAACUUGCUGAAGAAUUCUGGCUCUCUACUGAGGAUACAGUUCUUGGCCUUGACCUCAGUGGAGACCCUACUGUAGGACAAGCAAAAGACUUCUUGGAACCUCUUUUAGAAGCUAAAAAAGCAGGUCUGAAGUUGGCAUUGCAUCUUUCAGAGAUUCCAAACCAAAAAAAAGAAACACAAUUACUUCUGGAUCUACUUCCUGACAGAAUUGGGCAUGGGACAUUUCUCAACUCCUCUGAGGGAGGAUCGCUGGAACUGGUAGAUUUUGUGAGGCAACACCAGAUACCACUGGAACUCUGUUUGACCUCAAACAUCAAAAGUCAGAUGGUUCCGUCUUAUGACCAGCAUCAUUUUGGAUUCUGGUACAGCAUUGCCCAUCCUUCUGUGAUCUGUACUGAUGAUAAGGGUGUUUUUGCAACACACCUUUCUGAAGAGUACCAGCUGGCUGCUGAAACAUUUAAUUUGACCCAGUCUCAAGUGUGGGAUCUGUCUUAUGAAUCCAUCAACUACAUCUUUGCUUCUGACAGCACCAGGUCUGAACUGAGGAGGAAGUGGAAUCAUCUGAAACCCAGAGUGUUACAUUUUUAAGCUGCAGUGAGAUAAACUACUUUUGACUAUGUGCUGCAACCAGGAUCUUCCUGCCAUAUAUCCCUCUUAGUAAACCGUCCACCGCUCCCUUUGAAGCACAGCAGCCAGCUACCAUAGGUUCCAUCACCAGCACCAUAUUUGUGGUUGGUGCUCAGUAAACAUGUCUUAAA
Messenger RNA from Acinonyx jubatus (cheetah), 1616 nucleotides. It is a transcript of the gene MAPDA, whose product is annotated as adenosine deaminase like. NCBI's taxonomy places the organism in Eukaryota, Metazoa, Chordata, Mammalia, Carnivora, Felidae. Gene Ontology annotation, biological process: adenosine catabolic process; inosine biosynthetic process. The transcript has 11 exons. The record is from RefSeq and is a predicted model, not a curated record. Gene Ontology annotation, molecular function: adenosine deaminase activity. The coding region runs from base 376 to 1446 and encodes 356 amino acids.